AUGCAGAACUCCGGAAGGGACCUGUGGCAGAAUCAAAGUGGUUACAUGUCUUCUUUGCAACAGGGUCUCAAUAAGAGCAACAUGGUUGGGGCAAGCACUAGCCAUGGAAAAACUCCCAUGCUCAUGGCAAACAAUGAUGUCUUUACAAUAGCGCCUUACAGAACCAGAAAGGACAAUGCGCGGGUGUCAGUGUUGGACAAAUAUGAAAUCAUCGGAUAUAUAGCAGCAGGUACAUAUGGUAAAGUCUACAAGGCUAAGAGCAGGCAAUCAUCUAAGAGCAGUUCUAGUACGGGGUCUGAUUCUUUAGCUCAGGAUACCAAACCAACCACUGAAUUCUCGAAUACUAGUAGUCUUCAAAAUGCUGGCACAUAUGGAGAUAUGAUGGGCGCACACGGUCCAAAUAGUAAUAAUAUCAGUGCUGGAGGUAACACAAAUCCAGAAUUAUCUACACGCAAUAACCCUAAUAACCCCAGAGUACCAACUAGCACUAUAAUAUCAGGAGACAAACGAAAUAGUGAAAAUACAGAUAAUAGAAGGAAAGCUGAAACUACAAUGUAUUAUGCUAUUAAGAAGUUUAAGACAGAAAAGGAUGGUAUAGAGCAAUUACAUUACACAGGUAUCUCUCAAAGUGCUUGUAGAGAAAUGGCAUUGUGUCGAGAACUAGACAAUAACCACUUAACAAAAUUAGUUGAGAUUUUUUUACAAAAGAAAAGCAUCUAUAUGGUAUAUGAAUUUGCGGAACAUGACCUGUUACAAAUCAUUCACUUUCACUCACAUCCAGAAAAAAGAAUGAUCCCUCCUAGAAUGAUACGAUCAAUUAUGUGGCAGAUCCUUGAUGGAGUAUCAUAUUUACAUCAAAACUGGGUACUUCAUAGAGACUUGAAACCCGCAAACAUUAUGGUUACUAUGGAUGGUGUUGUCAAAAUUGGUGAUUUAGGUCUAGCGAGAAAAUUCUCCAAUAUGUUACAAACAAUGUAUACUGGUGAUAAGGUGGUCGUUACAAUUUGGUAUAGAGCCCCAGAACUUUUAUUAGGAGCAAGACAUUACACCCCUGCUAUAGAUCUGUGGGCUGUUGGUUGUAUAUUUGCAGAAUUAAUAGGUUUACAACCGAUAUUCAAGGGUGAGGAAGCCAAGAUGGAUUCUAAAAAGACCGUUCCAUUCCAAGCCAACCAACUACAGCGUAUUUUAAAAAUUCUUGGAACCCCAACCCCAAAAUCAUGGCCUCAUUUACAAAAGUACCCUGAAUACGAGCAACUUUCCAAGUUUCCUAAGUAUAGAGACAAUUUACCAGGCUGGUUCCACUCUGCUGGCGGUCGGGAUAAACACGCUCUGAGUUUGUUAUAUCACCUACUGAACUAUAACCCUAUUGAAAGAAUAGAUGCCAUAAACGCUCUUGACCAUAGCUAUUUUACUCAUGGUGACAUGCCAGUUUGUGAAAAUGUCUUUGAAGGUCUGAACUACAAAUACCCAGCCAGAAGGAUUCACACUAAUGAUAAUGAUAUUUUGAACUUAGGUUUACAUAAACCGAAGGUUCCAGCAAAGGUUGUACAACCGACAAUGAAUAAUAGUACUGCCACUCUUGGUGGUUUAGGUGUAAAUAAAAGAAUACUUGCAGCAGCAGCUGCAGCAGCUGCAGCUGUUUCUGGUAAUUCCUCCUCUCAAUCAUCAAGAAACAUGGAACCAAUGAAGAAAAAGAGGAAAUGA
Messenger RNA from Nakaseomyces glabratus, 1704 nucleotides. It is a transcript of the gene SSN3, whose product is annotated as cyclin-dependent serine/threonine protein kinase SSN3. The record is from RefSeq and is a predicted model, not a curated record. Gene Ontology annotation, molecular function: cyclin-dependent protein serine/threonine kinase activity; ATP binding. Gene Ontology annotation, biological process: protein phosphorylation. Gene Ontology annotation, cellular component: mediator complex; nucleus. Lineage: Eukaryota; Fungi; Ascomycota; Saccharomycetes; Saccharomycetales; Saccharomycetaceae.